Messenger RNA from Closterium sp. Naga37s-1, 1239 nucleotides. NCBI's taxonomy places the organism in Eukaryota, Viridiplantae, Streptophyta, Zygnematophyceae, Desmidiales, Closteriaceae. The record is from the annotation of a GenBank genome assembly.
AUGCCAAGAACAGUAAUUCUCCGUUUGGACCUCUUCGCAUCGGAGCGCGCAAUUUUCAGGGAGGCGUUGGCAGUAAAGGAUGCUGCCAAGAAGUUCCCUGAUUUCAACAUCAUUGACUCACAGAUUCGCAAGACUGCUGAGAACAUCGGCCGCUCCAGCAUCUCCAGAGAUGCCUUCAUGGAGCUGCAGGAUGUGGUUCUGAAAACCCAACUGGAAGUCCAAGGCAUUUUCAACGUGCGUUGGCUUUCAUGUGGGGAUGCAGUGGCGCGGUUUAGCGAAGUGCUGCCAAUCCUCUUCUGGGUUUGGCACAAAGAGGACCAAGCCGCAUACAAGAUCGGCACAAGUUUCAAGUUUCAGUUCAUGCUCUUCUUCCUCGCCGACGUGCUGGAGAUGCUCAACACCCUCAACAUGGCGUUUCAGAAGCUGGUGGUGGACAUCGACGAGGUGAAGCUCCUCGUCGAUAAACUGAAGCUGAAGCUGGCGCAACGUUACGUGGAGAAGCGCGCAGACUAUGGGACCGCGAAGAGCAAGCACUUGCACGCUUUUCUCGAGAAGCACGGCAGCCCUGACAAGCACGAGAUCACCAUCCACGGCCUCGACAAGCAAGAGAACGCGUGCACCGUCAAGGACGUGCUGCAUGAACACCCCAUCGGAGAAGGCAUGGGGACGAACCUGGAAUUGUGCAUCAAGCUGGGGCAGCAGUUUGCGCAGGAGUUGAUCGCAAAGCUGGACUACCGGCUUGGCGACCUGAAGCAUUUUGACGGGGAAAAACUCUUCAUGCCAAACCACUACCCCCUGCGGCUUGCUGAUCGUGAAGCCUGGCUCAACGCCCACCUGUACAAACUCCUUGACAUGUUCAAGGAGAAGCUGCCCAGUAUCACGUACAAGGCGUGUCAGCUGGAGUUGGAGCUCUUUGCUGCAACAAUGUUCAAGAAGUUCAAGGACAUGACUUUCCAGCAAGCCCUCACUAACGUGCUACGCACCUCAGACUGGAGGGAUGAUUACCCCACCCUCGUGCACUUGUGGUGUGGACUUGCUGUCCUGCCCCUUAGCACUGUUGAGUGCGAAAGGGGCUUCAGCAGGCAGAACAUCAUUAAAUCAUGGGACAGGACUACUCUUAGUGAUGUUGAGCUAGAUCAGCUGAUGACUGUGAAGAUGCUAGACUAUCCUGUGGAGUGGGUAGAAUUGCACAAGAUCUUCAGUGCUGCUAGGGCUAGGAAGCUUGCUAAGCGUGCAUAG